CGACAGUGCGCGAGUACAGAGGGCACCUGCGUGACGUCAUGACUGUGCGACUGUGUGUAGAGAAGAGCAAUGUGGAGGCUGGAGAGGGAGAGUGCGGGAGAACCGAUCCAUCGCUUUCUCACUGGCACUGACUACAUUGUGGGGCGGAAGAACUGCGCAAUAUUGAUAGAAGAUGAUCAGUCAAUCAGUAGAGCUCAUGCCACGUUCUCUGUCAGUCACCCACCCUCCAGCCUGGGUCAACCAGACAUAAUCCCUGUUCUAAAGAUUAAAGAGUCCUCUAAAUACGGCACCUUCAUCAAUGGAGAAAAGAUGGAGACUGGCAGCGCCAGAACCUUAAACUCUGGAGACAAGAUCACGUUUGGGGUGUAUAACAGUAAGUUCAGGGUAAUUUAUCAGCCCCUAGUGGCUUGUUCUUCGUGCCUAAAUGCCUCAGAAAAGAAUUCUCUAACACAGUCGCUAUUGACGUUAGGGGGCCACGUUGUAAAUUACUGGACGGAGAAAUGCACACAUCUGGUGAUGACCUCUGUGAAAGUUACCAUCAAGACAUUAUGUGCAUUGAUCUGUUGCAGAGCUAUCGUAAAACCAGAAUACUUCAGUGAGAUCAGAAAAGCCAUCCAGCUGAAGAAACCACUGCCUGCAACUCAAAGUUUCUUUCCUAUCAUCGACGAGCCGUCCCUGCAGUCUGAGUCCCUGGAUCUUUCAGAAAACGCAAAUCGAAGAACAGUCUUUAAAGACAAGACCUUCCUUUUUUUAACUGCAAAGCAGCACAAGAAAUUAGGUGCAGCAGUUCACUUAGGAGGGGGCAAGACAAAACUUUUGACAGGAGAACUGGAUGACAAGUCCCUGCUAGAAAAUCCUAAUGUUUGUGUGAUCGAUGCAGGGGGAACAGAGUCACAGUCAUCAGAGUCCCAGGACUUCCCGACCUGGAUCACUUCUACAGUGGAUGUGCUGCAGAGAAAGGGCCUGAGAACUAUUCCCGAAGCUGAAAUUGGUUUAGCUGUUAUCUACGUGUCAACAGAAAUAUAUUGCAAUCCUCUACAAGACUCUGCAAAUAGGAACCAGGCUGAAAAGAAUGGCAGACAAAAUAUUAUGGGAUCUACCCAGUCUUCCAGCAUGGCUGUAGAUGAGACUGUGUUGCCUCCAGCUACAUUCAACACCACAGCUUAUGUGGCAGACACAGAGCCUCAACCCCACACAGAUAAGUGGAUGGAUGUCAGUGGGGUUCGUGAAGUUAGAGAGACACCCAAAAAUAACCGAAGAAGCAGUAAAACUGACCCCGCAAAGGAUCAGGAUGUGGAAGCUGGUGCCAGGAAUGAUUGCAGAACUGCACUUUUUCAGGAUUCCCCCCAAGAAAGGCCUCGGCCACCAUCACAGGCAGAAAGUCCUGCCUCGCAUAAACAGAAAGUCUCACAGAGAAUGGAGUCCUCAAAUAGAAUACAGAACUAUUUCCAGCCCAUGUCCAAGAAACGAGACCGAGAAGAAGACGAAGGUGAUACCUCCACCUCGAAAUUGUGUAGAAUAGAAAAAGUGACUUCUCAGUUUUCACAACCAGCAAAGGAAAUUGUGCCUUCUAAACAGAAAAGUGCAGAUUUAGCCUCCCGGAAUCUUCUAGAUACUUAUAAAGAGCCACUCGCUUCAUCUGGUGACAGACCUGGCAACUCAUAUGGUCAGAGUAAGGUGGGAACAUCGACAACCAGUCAGCCAAAAGAAUCCUUUGUGAAGAAGAGGAAGGAGCCUGAGAAUGUGGUGGAGGAAUCUGACAUAGAAGAUGAGGAAGAGUGUGGCAACACGAAAAGCGAUGUCAACCAGGUGAAAAGGCCUCGAGUGGAAGCCAAUGAUGACUUUGGGGAAGACUUUGAUGAAGAAUCCCUGGAAACAAUAGAAAGAAGCAUGGUGGAAGCCCUGGCUGACCCGACAAUAAAGACCGAGACGAAAAUCAAACAGGAACCUAUAUCCCAGCAUGAAGAUACAAAAGUGCCUUUCCGACUAAAACAAGAAAAUGAUGAUGAGGUCCCAAGUAAACUCUUGGUGUCGGAGUUCCGAAGUUUAGUUGUCAGCCGACCAGCAAGAAAUAGUCAGACCACGAGCAACGCUCAUCGAGAAAAUGUGGCUAAUUUCAAGAAAUUCAGAAAGAUUGCAUAUCCCGGGGCUGGGAGCUUUCCUCACAUCAUCGGAGGCUCCGAUCUUAUAGCUCACGACAGAAAGAAGAACUCCGAGCUAGAACAGUGGUUACGCCAGGAAAUGGAGGAGCAAACUCAGCAAGCCAGAGAACAGUCACUCGCUGACGAUCUUUUCAGGUAUAACCCUAAAAAUGUCAAAAGAAGGCGAUAAGGAGACUGCAGAAGAGGAUGAUUCUAAUGUUUAGUAUGUACAUCGGCGAAGGGAUCAAUUGUGUCAUUGGAUGUAUAGGAAGCGAUUACUUGCACCUUACCUGAAGACGUAUAUAAUGGGUCCAUGAGGCUUCCAUCCAUAUACAGUGGCUAUUGGCCCAGUUUGCCCCUUUGUAUAGGUCGAUGCCUCUUCAGUUUAGUAUUAGUCUUCCAUUUUUACUACUGUAUGAUUACACUAUGAACAAAGCAUGAAGGCGGCGGGUGGGAUUGUAGGGGUCUUCAGAUAUCUUGUUUUAGGGGACAGUCCCAUGUAGCAUAUUUUUCUGCUGUGUAUUUUCCUACCCAUUAAGAUCAAUGGGAAGCAAAAUCAGCUGCAGAAAAUAUGCAGCAAAAUAUGCUGUGUAUACACUAACUUGGACCGUACCCUUUAAAGCGCAGCUGUCAGCAGAAAAAUACAGGUGUAAAUAAGCACAUGGCAAAAUAGUGCUAGUUAUCAGGAUUUUAUGCAUACCUUUAUUAUAUUUAUAGUCGAGAUAUAAGCCUUUUUCUUAAAGGGGUACUCCCGUGGAAAACUUUUUUUUUAAAUCAACUGGUGCAAGAAAGUUAAACAGAUUUGUAAAUUACUUCUAAAUCCUUC
Messenger RNA from Hyla sarda, 2967 nucleotides. It is a transcript of the gene NBN, whose product is annotated as nibrin. The record is from RefSeq and is a predicted model, not a curated record. NCBI's taxonomy places the organism in Eukaryota, Metazoa, Chordata, Amphibia, Anura, Hylidae. Gene Ontology annotation, molecular function: protein binding; damaged DNA binding. Gene Ontology annotation, cellular component: nucleus; Mre11 complex. The transcript is spliced from 16 exons. Gene Ontology annotation, biological process: telomere maintenance; mitotic G2 DNA damage checkpoint signaling; double-strand break repair via homologous recombination. The coding region runs from base 70 to 2331 and encodes 753 amino acids.